CGAUAUAUGUCAUACACAUAAAUGAACGUAAUUGACAGCUGAUUGGAUGUUUGUUUUGUUAUAUUUCCAGGUCCUGUCACAGGGAAGAAGGCAGAUAGCCAAGCCUGGAGCGAGAUGGAAGCACGGAGACCUGGACCUCCACAGAGUCUGAUGUACCCGCCACGACCAGAGGGGGACACACUGAAGUCUGGAACCCCCUGCAGACCUGGCACACGAGCGACACCGACACCCGCACGGAGAGACGCCCGGGCAGACGCCGACCUCUAUGCCGCCUGCAGGGAGGGGAACCUGGCGGAGGUGAAGCGGAUCCUGGACACAGGUCGGGCUGACGUCAACUGUAGAGAUGUGGACGGGAGGACACCGGUGAUGUGGGCAGCACUGUGGGGACACAGGGAUGUGGUGGAGCUCCUUGUGAGUCGAGGUGCUGAUGUGUCACUGGUGGACGAUGACGGUAACAACACCCUUCACUACGCGUGUAUGAGGAGGAGACAGGAAGACAGUGGAGUUUGUGCUGUCUCUGGACGGGGUGGACGUCAACGUCAGGAACAACUACAGGCAGACAGCGGCCGACGCGGCGAGACUGUGGACAUCGUCAGCUGUCGGAUCUCCUGGUGUCACGUGGUACACAGUGAAGUGAAUGUAGUGUUGAUGUAG
This is a messenger RNA of Haliotis rubra (blacklip abalone), 654 nucleotides long. RefSeq names its product protein VAPYRIN-like. Gene Ontology annotation, molecular function: protein binding. Lineage: Eukaryota; Metazoa; Mollusca; Gastropoda; Lepetellida; Haliotidae. The record is from RefSeq and is a predicted model, not a curated record. The coding region runs from base 115 to 654 and encodes 179 amino acids. The transcript is spliced from 4 exons.